Xylaria bambusicola is the source of this 5413-nucleotide messenger RNA. Its product is annotated as patatin-like phospholipase. Bases 352 to 4947 code for a protein of 1531 amino acids. NCBI's taxonomy places the organism in Eukaryota, Fungi, Ascomycota, Sordariomycetes, Xylariales, Xylariaceae. Gene Ontology annotation, molecular function: phosphatidylcholine lysophospholipase A1 activity. Gene Ontology annotation, biological process: phosphatidylcholine metabolic process. Gene Ontology annotation, cellular component: endoplasmic reticulum. The record is from RefSeq and is a predicted model, not a curated record. The transcript is spliced from 3 exons.
CAAGUUUCUGUUUUUGUAAACGAGCUUGGGGAGCUCAUGUCUCGGAGCUAUUCAUCCUGUCCUUUCUGCCUUCUGCCUUCUGCCAUCUGCCAACUAGGUUUGGUUUAUUACUCUCCCUGGAGAGUUCAACUUGCAUUGGCCCCAGAUGUUCUUCUCCCCAUGUACAAGCUGCUGGAACGUCAGCUCUUGGUUCAUUCACACUGGACCGAGUUGUACCAGCCUGACCACCUUCAGCCAGCUUUCUCGCUCUCUCGAAUCUGCGCCGUGGCCCCAUUCCGCAGGAUGAGACGCACCACGUCUUCCUUGCAUGCUAGGAUUCACAACAACACUCGUCGUUUCCCCUAGAAGAAAAUGACGGUUGCCGCUCUCGCUAGUGGCUCUGCAGCCUUAUCUGAUGCUGUUUCGAGUGUCAUGGCGAGUUCUACCACCACAGCCGCGUCUGUACUCGCUCGGACACAGCAUGUCGCGCACACUGAGACAUCGUCGUGGCUUGGUAUUAUAGCGAGGCUUCUUCUAUCCAUACUUCACAUUCUCUCGUCGAUUUUGUAUUGGAGUUUGAAGCUCACAACCAUAUCUGUGCCGACGCUAUUGUUCACUUUCUUCUCAACAAGCCUGACUGUGACAAUGAACGCUACAACCUUGGCCCUCAUACUCUUCCUCAUGUUCUCCGGUGUCACGUGGGUUGUGCGGUACCGAUAUCUCAACAUGUAUUCACGUCUCCCCCCUGAGCCUCAGCGCAAGGAACCGGAGUUGGAUCCUUUCGCAGGUACCCAUGAGGAAGGUGUCAAAGCUGGACUGUCCAACUACGUGGAUGAGUUUCUUGAUGCUAUCAAAAUCUUUGGUUACUUGGAACGACCGGUAUUCCAUGAGCUCACUCGUAGUAUGCAAACUCGAAAGCUUAUCUCAGGCGAGACCCUGAACCUUGAAGAUGAAAAAGGAUUUUGCUUCGUUGUCGAUGGCCUAGUAGAAAUAUUCGUGAAGUCUUCGCAGCACAGUCUGAUGUCGACUUCAAAUGUGGGUCUGAGCUCGUCAUUAGAGUCUUCAUUUAGCGAGGAAGAGGACAGCCCAGCGCCUGGUCAACAACGGUACCAACUUCUUACGGAAGUUCGAAACGGGAAUCCAAUGUCAUCUCUAUUCUCAAUCAUGUCGUUAUUCACAGAAGAUGUUCGUCUCGAGGUACCGUCAGAAGAAACCCCGGAACCUAUUCUGAUGAAUCGGGUCACCAGACCUCGGAUGCCGUCUGACCCAAGUACUCCCCACGACAAUACCACUCCGUUUCUGGAUCAGCCGGGCGCUGCCUACACAGAAUUAGACCGCCUAUCCACUGCAAAUGAAGCGGACACCAUCAGACCAAUUCCUCAUGAGACCUCUCUCCCACGGAUUCCUCCUAUUUCACUAGAUGAGCCUCCUAUGCCGCCGCGCCCUAAGCGCCCCUCUGCCAAGAGAAUACCCACGUCCGUCCAUCCAGACAUCAUUGCGAGAGCGACAAUUGACACCACUAUUGCAAUCAUACCGGCUAGCGCCUUCCGGCGCUUGAUCAAAGUAUAUCCUAAGGCGACAGCACACAUUGUGCAUGUCAUCCUGUCUAGAUUCCAGCGUGUUACUCUCGCUACGGCCUACGAUUAUCUUGGGUUGACAAACGAAGUGCUUCAGACGGAGAAAAGCAUGAUGAAGUUUACAACUUCACAGUUGCCAAAUAUCCUUCGGGGUGAUGCGCUAGAACGACUCAAAGAGAAGUUUAGCCAAGAACGAGAGAGGGCACGUGAGGGGGAGUUUGGCAAAGGGAUUGCUUUGCAUAAUGCAUCGAGCGCAGGACAUCGCCGUAGAUCUUCCACGAGCUUGCGAAAAGAAGCUGCGUUACAGGCCAUGUCUCGGGCUCGGCCACAGACUGUUGUUGCAUCCACUAUCAUUUCUCCACAAGAAAGACGCUCAAUACACACCCCCAGUCCUGGUGACCUCCUGGCUAAUAUCCAGAUGGCUCGCAGUGGUGGUGUUAUUUCUCCUGGGUUGCUUGAGAUCCCUUUGACACAGCCCUGGCAAUCGUCCGAUCUCCUAGGAACAGAUGCGGACAGCCCUUUAGCACAAAGAAGUGUAAAUCCCUUCGCGACCCAAAAGCGGGCUCGAUUAUCUAUUAACCCUCGGGAAUCUGUUGACGAAGAUAAUCUUUUCCGUCUUUCCAUUCUCGAGUGCGUGUUUAAAACCCUAGGCAUGGAAGCUAGCGGUACAUCGUCAAGGGGCCAGGAAUCCGUUGAAGGCUCUCCCCGAUUCGUGACGUUUGACGCUAGAAGGCAGAAGACUACUUAUAAUAACAGCGCCUUUGGAUUUAUGUCCGCUUUGGAGGGUUCCACAGAUUGGGAUUCUGAGUCAAUGACAUCUGGCGGACUCUCAAUGAACGCAACCCCAAGCGUACAAGCUCUGGCUUCGGAAAUGAAACAAGAGGUUGAGAUAGUGUUCUUCAACCAAGGUUCUGUUCUUGUUGAGCAAGGAGAAAGAAGCCCGGGAUUAUACUACGUGAUAGACGGGUUCCUUGAUAUCUGCGUUCCCUCCGAUGACCCUGGCAGCGAAAUUCUGAGCUCAUCAAGUAGAACUUCGGUCAAUGCGAUGUAUCAAGCCGAUGCACCUGCUAGAGCUCUUCGAAACCCAUCCAACUUUGGCUUAUCGGAUGACUCGCAUAAUCCUCGAACCGAUAAUAAAGGAUCAGCACAUGCCCGGCGUCGUGUGGGUUUGGUCAAGCCCGGUGGAAUUGCAGGUUAUAUUAGCACGGUGUCAUCAUAUCGGUCGUUUAUUGACGUCGUGGCCAAAACUGAUGUCUAUGUUGGUUUUAUCCCACGGACGACUCUCGAGAAGAUUGUCGAGAAGUACCCCAUAGUUCUUUUAUCAAUGGCGAAGCGAUUAACAAGCUUACUUCCACGCUUAUUGCUUCAUAUCGAUUUUGCCCUUGAGUGGGUUCAAGUCGAUGCAGGUCAAGUCAUUUUUAAGAAGGAUGAAGAGAGUGAGGCUAUCUAUCUUGUUCUCAAUGGGCGUCUACGACUAGUGGAAGAUAGGCGCGACGGUGGCAUGAAUGUCCGGGCGGAGUUUGGACAAGGUGACAGUGUCGGUGAGCUGGAAGUCAUGACUGAGUCAGCCCGUUCCGGAACGCUGCAUGCAAUACGCGAUACGGAGCUCGUCAAAUUCCCGCGCACUCUCUUCAACAGUCUUGCUCAAGAGCAUCCCAACAUCACUAUAAAAAUUUCAAAGAUUAUUGCGUCGAGAAUGCGGCACAUCGUUGAUAAUCCCAGCACCUAUGCAAGAACAGACGCCACAGCGGGUACUUCGAUUAACAAAAGUUCAUCAACCCUCAACAUUCGAACAGUAGCUGUCCUCCCUAUCAGGUCUGGAGUUCCUGUUGUCGAAUUUGGAAAUCGUCUCAUGCAUGCCCUCUCACAAGUUGGUAACUUGAAUGACGCUACGUCUCUUAAUCAGUCUGCAAUUCUCAGUCAUCUAGGCAAGCAUGCUUUUAACAAGAUGGGGAAGCUGAAACUAUCACAAUAUCUUGCCGAUUUAGAAGAAAAAUAUGGCCUAGUAGUUUACGUGGCUGAUACAAGUGUUGCCGCUCCUUGGACACGAACAUGCAUCACUCAGGCAGAUUGUAUUCUACUAGUAGGUUUGGCAGAGAGCUCUCCUGAAAUUGGCGAAUAUGAAAGAUUCAUGCUUGGGACAAAAUCAACUGCUCGAAAAUCUCUCGUUCUCCUGCAUGCCGAUCGUGACUCUAAACCGGGUUUGACUAGAUCCUGGCUGAAAAAUCGGGUUUGGAUCAAUGGUGGCCACUAUCACAUGCAAAUGUCUUUUGGUGCAACUGCCGUGCCAGUCCAUCCGCCAGCUCCAGCUAAAAAAGGCGGCCCAACACUGAAAGAACGUGUUCAGAUCUUGCAAGCCGAAAUACAAAAGUAUACCACCCGAAGAAUUCGUCAACGACCAUACUAUUCUCCCGAUACGGCCUUCAAAGGUGAUUUUCAGAGACUAGCCCGAAGGCUCUGUGGCAAGUCUAUUGGUCUUGUUCUUGGUGGAGGUGGUGCCCGAGGCAUUGCACAUAUUGGCGUAAUCAAAGCUAUUGAAGAAGCAGGAAUUCCCAUUGAUAUUAUCGGUGGCACAUCAAUAGGUGCUUUUAUGGGAGGGCUUUAUGCCCGCCAUGCCGAUAUUGUGCCCAUGUAUGGCCUAGCCAAGAAAUUUGCCGGGAGGAUGUCGAGCAUGUGGCGUUUUGCCCUCGACCUAACCUACCCCUCUGCCUCAUAUACCACGGGUCAUGAGUUCAAUCGAGGAAUUUUCAAGACGUUUGGCUCACAUCAGAUCGAAGACUUUUGGCUCGAGUUCUAUUGCAACACCACCAACAUAAGCAAGAGUCGGGCCGAGAUACACACAAGCGGUUAUGCGUGGCGCUAUGUUCGUGCGUCUAUGUCUUUGGCCGGGUUGUUGCCGCCGCUAUGCGAUGAGGGCAGCAUGCUACUGGAUGGAGGUUAUAUUGAUAAUUUGACCGUAUCGCACAUGAAAUCACUAGGGGCGGAUGUUAUUUUUGCGGUCGACGUCGGUUCUCUUGACGAUGACACGCCGCAAGGCUAUGGAGACACGCUUUCAGGCAUGUGGGCAUUCUUCAACAGAUGGAACCCACUCUCGUCAACACCCAACCCUCCAACUCUAGCUGAGAUACAGGGUCGACUGGCCUAUGUCUCUAGCGUUGAUGCACUUGAAAGAGCCAAGACACUGCCAGGAUGUAUAUAUAUGCGUCCCCCUAUUGAUGAUUAUGGGACAUUGGACUUUGGCAAGUUUGAUGAGAUCUACGAGAGGAGCUUCAAAUACGGACAAGAUUUCCUCGCGCGUCUGAAGGAGCAGGGUGUGUUACCUUUAGUAGAAGAAAUAGAAGCUAAGAAGGCUCUCCGGAGGACAAUGGCACCUCGCCGCGCAAGUAUUUGAGUAUAAUACUUGAUUAGCUAGCUUAAUUGGAUGGAUUCCCACCGCCUAAAUCAUGAGUGUUACUGCUUUACAUCCCAUUCACAGGCCCUUGGCUAGUAAGUUUUCUUAUAUUGUAUAGGGUAUGUAAAUACAAAAAACAUUAGGUGAAAGCAUCAGAUAGAAUCGAACCACUAGUGCUUGACAAUAGGGGCAGACAACUAAAAGCCUACAGGCUUGUUGAUCUGUUGGAACGAUUUUCAAUACACAGCAUUGCGUGGUGCUACACAGUUAGGCUAAGGGAAUACUUCAAGAUGAGAGGCAAAAUUUGAACAUGAAGGUCUUUUCUUUGUAAGAAUCUGCGGGUUCGUUCAUGCUAGGCCCGUACAUUCCUAUUUCGCUCUCCCUGUGCGCUUCGCCAUUGCUUUGAGUCUUGUUAAACGGUCAUUCACGUGCAUUUACCGCUUUCCUAUUGUGAACUUUUCGUCCC